CACGCGUCCAUCCAUACCCGGAGAGGAGAGAGAAAGUGAAGAGAGAAAAUCCCGCAGAUAAAGAAGCAAGAGAAAGGAGAGAGAGAGAGAGAAACACAUCGAGAGGAAUAUCAGAAGACUCAAUCGUUGUUUUAGGUGGGAGAUGAAGAACUGCGAGCUGUGCAAGGUUCCGGCGAGGACCUUCUGCGAGUCUGACCAGGCAAGCUUGUGCUGGGACUGCGAUGCUAAGGUUCACGGUGCCAACUUCUUGGUUGCAAGGCACUCCAGGACCCUUCUAUGUCGCUCGUGUCAGUCUCUCACGCCGUGGAAGGCUUCCGGCGCCGCCCUUGGAAACACCGUCUCCUUGUGCGAGAGGUGUGCGGGCGGAACCAAGAUCGACGACCCCCAACAAGGGGAAGAGAGCGAAGGAGGCAAUGACGACUAUAUAGACACUGACAACGACGACGACGACGACGACGACAUAGACACUGACGAUGACGACCAGGACGAGGACGAGGACGGAGAUAACCAGGUUGUCCCUUGGUCUUCGACGGCGCCGCCACCGGCUUCGAGUUCAUCGAGCAGCGAAGAGUCGGUUAGCACGUGCAACAACCGCGAUGAGGAGGUUUCUCAGCCAGGGACCACAAUUUCGUUGAAGCGACGUCGUUUAGAUCAUGAUUUUCAGGAGGGUUUGAACAGUUGUGCAUAUCAACGGAGGCACGGUGCGAGGUGGAGAGGUGAGGUUGCGUUGGUAGGGUACGACGGAGAGCCGCCGUCGAAGGCGUCGAGGCGGUCUUUGAGCGACGGAUAAACUAGACCGACGUCGUCGUACGGUUGCUGUGUUGGUAGAGCCUCGGAAGACGUUUGAUCUGGAGGGACACAGUAUCUCAGCCGCACGAUUGUCGGGGCCGUACCAUAGGAUAUUAUUUAUGAGCUCUUUGAUUAACGUCCUCUAACAGCACUCCUAGUUUUGAUAAUGACUAUUAUUAUUUUUAUUUUUUUAUUUUGUUGAACAUUGUGGGGUUUGGUUGAUGGUAGUUUUUCCUAUCUUACUUUUUUGUAAUUGUAUAUAUUUUUUUUACUAUUUAUAACUAGGUAAGUAUGGAUAUUAUGUUGUGAGUAGAAAGGAAAACCCACGAACAAGAUGAAUGUGAAUGUGAUUUCUCCAUCUAUUUUUU
Gastrolobium bilobum is the source of this 1157-nucleotide messenger RNA. Its product is annotated as zinc finger protein CONSTANS-like. Gene Ontology annotation, molecular function: zinc ion binding. The coding region runs from base 143 to 790 and encodes 215 amino acids. The record is from RefSeq and is a predicted model, not a curated record. The transcript has 2 exons. NCBI's taxonomy places the organism in Eukaryota, Viridiplantae, Streptophyta, Magnoliopsida, Fabales, Fabaceae.